This is a messenger RNA of Ricinus communis (castor bean), 528 nucleotides long. RefSeq lists its product as uncharacterized. Lineage: Eukaryota; Viridiplantae; Streptophyta; Magnoliopsida; Malpighiales; Euphorbiaceae. The record is from RefSeq and is a predicted model, not a curated record. The transcript has a single exon. The coding region runs from base 1 to 528 and encodes 175 amino acids.
AUGCCUCGGUAUGCGAAGUUCUUAAAGGAGAUUCUUAGCAACAAGAGGAAGUUUGAAGACUCGGCAUGCGUGACCUUAAACGAGGAAUAUUCAGCAAAUUUCCAGAACAAGUUAUUGGAAAAGCGAUAUGAUCUAGGGAGUUUUACUAUUCCUUGUGUUAUAAGUAACUUAUUUGUCAAUGAUGCCUUAGCUGAUUUAGGGGCUGGAAUUAAUGUAAUGUCGUAUAGCCUGUUCAUAAAAUUGGGGCUGUCAGAAACCAAACCUACUAGGAUGAGUAUACAAUUAGCUGAUAGGUCUGUUAACUAUCCUAGAGGUAUUGUAGAAAAUUUACUAGUAAAAGUAAAUAAAUCUAUAUUUCCUGUCAAUUUUAUGAUCUUAGACAUGGACGGUGAGAGUAGUGUACCCUUAAUUCUAGGAAGACAUUUUCUUGCAAUAUCUAGGGCAAUGAUAGAUGUUUGUGAUGGAAAGUUAAAACUUAGGAUAGGGGAUGAGACUGUCACCUUUGACUUGCAUAAUCCCAUAAGCUAG